Messenger RNA from Onthophagus taurus, 1870 nucleotides. RefSeq names its product methyltransferase-like protein 22. Gene Ontology annotation, molecular function: protein methyltransferase activity. Gene Ontology annotation, cellular component: nucleus. The record is from RefSeq and is a predicted model, not a curated record. NCBI's taxonomy places the organism in Eukaryota, Metazoa, Arthropoda, Insecta, Coleoptera, Scarabaeidae. Gene Ontology annotation, biological process: protein methylation.
ACUAGGGUUUUUUGAAAAAUCCUAAUUAUCUCUCUCUUCAAUGGGUACGACAUUAAUUUGCUUAGUAUUUAAUUUGCAAAGUAUUAUAUUAUAGUAUUUAACAAAGUUCCUCCUUCAUUUAGCAAUUUAUCUGCAAACUCAAAGUAGACGUUUUCGGUUAAACCAUUCCGCUGGUAUCUGGUAUAUUUUCAAGGACCGUGUAUACUCUUUGGUGGAGCACAGUUUGAACAUAAUACGAGCACCAUACUCAUGUGAUUUCGUCCCCUCCAAGACAUCAUUGUCUCGUCGACUACAGUAUCAAAAAUAAAAGUCGAUAAUAAGAAAAAUAAGCGUAGUUACUUAUUUUACUGUUUAUACAACUGUUUUUAUUAUCAAGCAGUGAAAUCGUGCGUACUUCCUAUUUCGUUGCUCCCCAGGUUUAAUUACCUUAUAAUUCAAGUAAAAUUAACCAGUAAAUUUCUUUAUUAUCAAUAUUGUAGUAACCCUUAAGACAAUUUAACCAACACAAAAAAAAUAAAAAGGCAAUUAAAAAAAAAUCUUCAUUUAAUUACCAUUUAAACCUUUUUAGAAAUUUUUAUUCAUUAAAAUCCACGUCUUAUCUUUACUUUUAUCUACAAAUGAUACGUUGACGAAAAAUAAAUUAAAGCUGUAAGGACACAUCAUCAAAACGUUACAGCUAAACUCGCAUCAUCUUAAACAUAUGGAUCUUAAACGAUUUCGUAACCGAUUCUAGUUUUGCGGCCACAUCUUAAUCUAGAUCUUUCUUUAUUUCAACAAAAUUAAAUAAUUCGCCGCUAUUUUUAGUGACGUUUUUACAGCAUCCGCGAUGUAGAAUAAAACGUAGGUUGGUAAAAAGGGGUUAUUGACCCACGAAAGUUUUCUUUUUAUACCAUUAAGAGCAACUACCGGCUUCUCACGUUAUCCUAAACGUAACAAUAACCAAUUAUUAACAAAAAAAAUUAUGGAGGAAGAAUAUAAAGUUUCAUCAGAACUUUAUGAAGAAACCAAUAAUAUAACUGAUAUCAAACCAACUGCAUCCCCAACCAAUGUAGUUUCAGUAUUUAAAUUCACAAACCCGUCAUCAAUUGUAGAUAGCGAUGGUGAUUUAGUUGUUAAAAGAAAACCAAGUAAAAACGACAGCACAGAAAAAGAUUCAAUCCAAAUUGAGCACAGUACAAGUACAAUCUUAGAUUUAGUUGGAUUACAAAUAUGGAGAGGAGCUUUUUUAUUAGCGGAUUGGUUAAUUUACAACAACAAAGAUUUACCUAAAGACGGGGUCAUCCUUGAAUUGGGCUCAGGAGUUGGAUUAACAAGCAUUAUUGCUGCUAUGUAUAGGAACGUUAUUUGUACAGAUAUUGAUCAAGGAGGGAUAUUAAAUUUAAUCUCCGAAAAUGUAAAAAGAAAUAAAUCCCUUACAAAACAUCAAGUUUCUGUGUUAAAAUUAGAUUUUUUAUCGGAAAAUUUUACUGAAGAAAUUGAAGUACUUUUACCGAAAGUUAAAAUAAUAUUAGCAGCAGAUGUUAUUUAUGAUGAUAUGAUCACACAAGCUUUCGUCGCAACACUCCAAAAACUUCUGUUGAAAUGUCCACAAUGCGUUGUUUAUAUCGCCUUAGAAAAAAGAUACGUUUUCACUGUAAACGAUUGCGAUACGUGCGCUCCUUGUUACGAAUAUUUUCUUGAAUGUUUGGAAAAAGUACCCAAAAUCAAUUCAGAAUUAUUACCGUUAGAUUUUGGUCAAUAUUUCGAAUAUGAUCGUGUUAAAGAAUUAGUUUUAUGGAAAAUUACUUCUAAAUAAAAAACUUUUAUACUGGAAAAAUAGAAGUAGCAUCACUUUAUUUUUUUUUCUUGACACACUUAUAUUUCUUCACAU